UCUCUCUCUCUCUCUCUUCUGAAGCUUGCCAUUCCUCCUGACCUACAACGCAUCUAGACACUGCCAUCCACCGGGCAGCCCACACUGAUGUCCUGGAGCGAUGCGGAGAGAGGAGAGAGGUCACCACAAAGUCACCUGUGUUACUAAGAACGGAGAAGAAACCGUUACAAAUGCGCUCAGCGUGCUCUGAUUUUAUCACUGUUUCGUUUUACCUGGAAGACCUAGGGAACGCAGCCACUACCAGAGGGGAUGAGGAGGGUUAUUCUCCUUUAGGGCAAGUGCAGAUCAGACACACAGGUUCGUGAUUGAGUGAGAAGAGGAGCAUGGACAGCGGUGACAGCUGCUGAAUCUGGAAGGAUCUCCAUGAAACCGGCUGUGGAUCAUAAACCGCGCGCGUGGUGGUUUCCUAACUAUCCUACAGGCUACAGAGUUCCAUUUACUCUUAUAAAUCCCGGAUUUCAGCCCAGUAUCACCCCUCAGUGGCGGGGUGUUUUCCGAUUAAAGGAGCGUUAACUGGAAGGAGGAAUUCUUCUGGAGACAUGAGUGCGCAAGGAGGUGGCGUGCCGGUUUAACGGCGGCUUUUAUCUGCUUCCUCUGCCCCGGCGGAUCACCAGCUGACAGCGGACUUCUGCAGGUUAAAAGGCUGCCACUGGUCUCCAGGAGCAGUUUGGUGCAAACUCAGCGGGAACUGAACUGAAACGCCUUUUUGUUUCCUCAUCAUCCGGGAGGACCCCGCAGCCCCAGCCCUGCGAGGCACGAAACACAGGAAAAAAGUGGAUAUAUUUUCUCCAUUUGCCUUUGUGAAAAUGUGUCAUUUCUCCAGAUGAAGGAUUAUUUAACAGAUUUUGAUUGAGGUGAGAUCUUCAGCUGUUUUGAGAGGAGAUAAAACACCAGGAGGAGAAAUAACGGGAGAGCCAGAGGGGAGACGCGCAGGUCUUUGGAUCUGUCUCCCUUGGUCACCACUCUUUUUUCUCCACCUGCUUGUGACUGCAGUUCAUCUUCAUGUUGAGUCUUAAUCAAAGACAGCACAUCAGAUAGAGGUAGUUGCCCUGUUUCCUGUGAAGGAUAAUGGAACGGCUGUGGUUCUCUUUGCUGUUGCUGGCGGCAGCAUGCAGGGGACAGCCGUGUCCAAAACGUUGCAUGUGCCAGAGCCUUUCUCCAUCGCUUGCUAUCCUCUGCUCCAAGACAGGCCUGCUCUUUGUUCCUGCUGCCAUUGAUCGACGUACCGUGGAGCUGCGGCUUCAGGAAAACUUCAUCACAGCUGUGCGGAAAAAAGACUUUGCCAACAUGACUGGCUUGUUGCAUCUGACACUGUCAAAAAACACCAUCAGUCAGAUUCUUCCAUCAGCUUUUAGUGAUCUGCGACGACUCAGAGCGCUCCACCUAGACUCUAAUAGAUUAACUGUGGUCAAGGAUGACCAUUUUAAAGGUCUGACCAAUCUUCGCCAUCUGAUCUUGGCGAAUAACCAGCUCCACGCCAUAUCUCCCCAUGCUUUUGAUGACUUCUUGUCUACUUUAGAAGAUUUAGAUCUCAGUUACAACAACCUUGCACAAGUCCCCUGGGAUACUAUUGGUCGUCUAACCAAUGUCAACACCUUAAACAUGGAUCACAAUCUCAUAGAGAACGUUCCCCAGGGCGUUUUCACCAAUCUACACAAACUGGCCAGGCUGGACAUGACAUCAAACAAACUCAAGAAAAUUCCCCCAGACCCAUUGUUUUUAAGGAUCCCGGUAUAUGCCAAGUCUAAAGGCUCCCCCCUCUCCUCCCUUGUGUUGAGUUUUGGUGGUAACCCCCUCCACUGUAACUGUGAACUUCUGUGGUUAAGGAGAUUAACCAGGGAGGAUGACUUGGAGACAUGUGCCUCCCCCCCAGAUCUUAGUGCCAAGUACUUCUGGACAAUACCUGAAGAGGAGUUUAUUUGUGACCCACCAGUUCUGACACGAAAGUCCCCUCAAAUCAUUGCAAUGGAAGGACAGCCUGCCAGCUUAAAGUGCAAAGCCAAUGGUGACCCAGAGCCUGGGGUCCACUGGGUCACGCCUGAAGGACGACUUAUAUCCAACACCUCCAGGACUUUGGUUUUCCCCAAUGGAAGUCUAGAGAUCAAUGUCAUAUCGCUGAAGGAUUCAGGAAACUUCACCUGCAUUGCCUCCAAUGCAGCAGGUGAAUCCACAGGAAGGGUGGAGUUAGUCGUCACAGCAGUGCCUCAUCUCGCGAACAGCACAAGCCGCAGCCGAGAUCCUGCGUCUGAGCCAGCGCCCUCUGACAUCCUGACCUCCUCUAAGGUUGCGCUGCCAAACAACGAGACGAGAGGAGGAGAUAGGAGGGUCUCGCUUGUGGAGCUGACAGGAAACUCUGCCCUCAUUAGAUGGAAUAGUCAAACUCCCACAUCUGGAGUCAGGAUGUUCCAGGUCCAAUACAACAGCUCUGGGGACGACACUCUGGUGUACAGGAUGAUCCCAUCCAGCAGCAAUGACUUCCUGGUUCGGGACCUUGCCGCUGGACGCAGCUACGAAUUGUGUGUCCUGGCCGUUUUUGAUGAUGUCAUCACGUCGCUGACUGCAACACGUCCUUUGGGAUGUCUGUCUUUUACGACGGACACAGAGUUCAGCCAGUGUCAGGCUCUCCACAGCCACUUCUUGGGUGGAACUAUGAUCAUCAUCAUUGGAGGGAUUAUUGUUGCUUCGGUGCUUGUUUUUAUCAUCAUUUUGAUGAUUCGGUACAAGGUCUACAGCCACCAAGGCGCCGGCCACGGAAAAGCUGCUAUUGCGGCUGCAGCACCAAGACCACAGAGCAAUGGGCAAGGAGGCAGUCAGGGCCAAGUCCUCCCUCGUUCUGCCUCAAAGAUGACAGACAAUCAGGAUGAACAGGUGCUUUUGCCAUCUAGGGCAAUGUCACCUAGCAACCCUGUAAAAGACACAGUGGCAUUGGUCGAGGAGGAGAGCCCUGGACAGUGUGUCAUGGCAAAGACUGACUCCUUGUCUAAUGAGGAACUGCUUUCACCAACCAAGACCCGCUUCUCUUCCAGGGUAGCCAUUGAGAUGAAAAUCAGACCAUCAUCUGUCGCCAAAGAGCCCUCGUCUCCCAAGGAACCAGCAGAUCCUUGAUGCUGCUGUUGUGGCAGAUGUGGAAGAUCAACGUAACCAGAGGGGAAAACGCUGUUGAACUGUCUCAAGAAAAAAAAAAAGGAAAAAUAAAAAAAGGCUGUCUUGCUCAUCUCCCUGCAUCUCCUGUUUCCUGCACCCAUUGCUUUGUUUCUAUGAAUAUUAUGGUGUUAUAAACCUAUAAAGUCAGAUCUUAUUUUCAAGUGCUUAUCCUGGUUUCACCCAUCUGGAUUAAACUACCCAGUCAAGGCUUGGUGAGGCUGUGGUCAUCCUAAUCACUAACGAUGGAAAAGCAUCUUCCACGUAGAGGCAUCUGUAUCAGUGUGGAUGUGGAAGACUGGGACAACAACCAUUUAGCUGAAAAGCAACACCAGCAGAGAAAUAAUGCGUUACCAUGGAAGAAAAACUAAAUCUCUAUCUGGGGCAGCAGCAAGAGACGAGGAGAGACACUGAGUGGACGGUGAAAACAUAAAACGAAUGGCUAAGCAACACAGGAGAUGCUGGAUCCAUGAGAGAACCACUCUAGUAGACUGGACUUUGUAAUAGACUGGACAAAAAUGGAGUCAAAUCCAAGAAAAUAAUAUGAGCACAUCGUACACUUAAGACUCUUAAAAAGCUGACUGUGUGAUUUCACUCUAUUAAUCAAAUCUGAAUAACACAUCUUUCACUGUUCCUCGGAGUUCUAAACUGGUUCUGAACCAUGACUUGAUGCUGACACCUCUUAAUUAGAAUUGGAUGUCUAAAGUACACCGGAAAUCUGGACUGGAGGAGUCCCCUUCUGGACAGAUCCGAACAAACCUGGACCCAGAAGAGGAACAAGCUGGCAUCUGAUCUGCUGCUGGAUAAACAGUUGUCAGCCUCGUUCUCCUCUUGUCCUGCACGUCCACUGGCCAGGGUUAGUGAGAACCUCGUGGAGCGCCACUGGCAUCUCUAACAUCUCAGCAGGCCUGCAUAAAAAGAUCCAGAGAUCAGAAGAAAAGUCACACGCUGCAAGUCAAGAAAGACAAAUGAAGCACUCAAAAAAACAAAGUCCUAGUAGCAGGGUACCACAUCACAUCCAUCACUCCUGAUAACACACAUCUCAUUUUCAUCUAAAACGUCACCAUCACUACCAACACCAAAUAGGUUUGCACAAACUAUUCUUCUCUGAAAGUCACAAAAUAGUUAAAUGUGAAGAAAAACGAUGUAUAGCUGAAAAUUACUUCAUCACCACCUUUACAACCUCUUGGCUGUCAUUCAGGAAAAUUGUACCUUCAUUAUCACCACUGCAUUCACACAGGGUAGGUGGUAACCGGUCGCACCUCACUUAAUUUUCCAUCCAUGAAUUCUAACAUCUUUAUAUAAAUAUCAACGUGUAUCUUCGUUUUCUCUUAGUUUGACAUUAGGAAAUCAUGUAAGAUUCAAACUACGUGUGCAUGUAUUCACACUCGCUGCUGUUCUCUAGUGUCAUUGCGGUCAUCACAGCCAUGUUGGUUCCCUGCUGAUUAAAACAAGAGUACAAUAGGACAUGGAUGGGGAACAUCAGAUCUGCCAAUCCACCCCAGAACCCCCCCUAAAAAAUAUCCAAAUGCAGAGUCUUCACUUUCCCCCUCCUUUUUUCCUCUCACUUUUUUUGGGUAUGGGGGAGGGGCUUUAUCUUUUGUAUGUGUACAUAAAGCAAUUAAAAAUCUAUAGUUUUGUACAUGUAAUUUUUAUGGUGUGUGGAUAUUUUUUAAUAAAAUAAAAUAAAGUGGGUGAUUCUUUCCAAGACUAGCUCUUUUUUCAAUGUAUGUAAUUAUUGAUUUAUUUUAAUUGUGUUGUUUUGUCACAUUGCAUACUUGUUGGCUAAAACAAAAUGCUAAAUUUUAAUUAGAUGGAAAAAAUGAAUUAAACUAAACACAACUGCUGGUGUUAUUGCUAGAGGCAAACUUAGGUAAAUAACAAUAUAAAAGGCCAUUAAUAAAAGUUUUUAAUGUAUGUUCUUUAAUUGCUAUCUAGACUAGAAAACACAUGUAUUCUGAGUCUGAACUAAAUGAACCACAAGUGAGUUUCACAGAUCUUUUGCAAGUGUAGAAAUAAGGACAUGAAAUUUCUAACUUUAGGUUUUAAAUUUGUUACUUUUGAAAUAUGGAUCAAGUCAGACUGUUUCCAAUGUAAGUAAGAAAGUAAGUAAAUUUUAUUUAUAUAGCACUUAUCACAGACAUAGAAUCACAAAGUGCUUCACAUAGAUCAAAACUAAAACAAAGUCAUAAAAUCAUGAAUAGGUUAACAUCAUAAAAUCAAAAUGCUCUCAAAACAGAAUUAGAUUAACAUCAGAAAAAUAGUCAUAAAAUUAUAAAUGUUCAUAAAAAAAUGUGAGUUAAAAAUAAGAAAAUAAAAGGUUUAGGUAAAAGCAGCUUUAAAUAAAAGGGUCUUUAGCAGUUUUUUAAAAGUGUCCAGACUGUCAAUGCUGCGUAAGGAUAAAUGAAGAUCAUUCCAGAGUCGGGGUGCAACAGUCCGGAAGGAGCGAUCACCUCGACUUUUGUAUCUGGUCUUUGGAACUUCUAGAAGGUUAUGGUGGGCGGACCUGAGGGCUAGGGUUGGAGCAUAAGGCUUUAACAGUUCAGUAAUAUAGGGAGGAGCUUGACCAUGUAGAGCAUUGAAAGUUAGAAUCAGGAUUCUAAAAUGAACUCUAAAGGUGACGGGUAACCAGUGCAGAGACAUUAGAAUAGGAGUGAUGUGUGCUCUUCUGUUUGCUCCAGUUAGAAGCCUCGCUGCAGAGUUCUGGACCAACUGAAGGCGGUCAAGGGCUUUUUUGUUAAAACAUGUGAAAAGUGUGUUACAGUAAUCUAGACGGGAGGAGAUAAAGGCAUGGAUAACAAUUUCAAGUUCAUGUUUUGACACCAACCUUCGCAGUUUGGAGAUAUUUCUUAAAUGAUGAAAACAGUUUUGGACUAACAUUUUUGAGUGACAUUUAAGAGACAUUGAUUGGUCAAAAAUAACACCUAAAUUUCUUAAGUUUGUCUUGACGGCAGAGGAUAAAUGAUCAAGUUUUAGACUAAUGAGGGGAACCAUGCUCUCAGGGGCAAUGGCCAGACACUCAGUCUUUUCAGAGUUUAACUGAAGGAAGUUUUCUUCUAGCCAGCUGGUGAUAGCGGAUAGACACUCCAGUAAUUCAGACAGUUUAUAGAACUUAGAAUCCUUAAAGGAGCAGUACAGCUGAAUAUCAUCCGCAUACAGGUGAUAAGAGACAUGAAAAGAAUCAAGUAUCUGUCCAAGAGUUUGUAUGUACAGCAGAAAAAGUGUACCCAAAACAGAGCCUUGGGGUACCCCACAGAACAGAUCGGUAGAAUCUGACAUGAUUUGGUUUAUACAGACACUGUAACUUCUGUUAGAAAGGGACGAUCUAAGCCAGUCUACAACAGUUCAAGAGAUCCCCACUGAGUCACCAAGUCUGUUAAUUAAGGUGCUGUGAUCAUCAGUGUCAAAAGCUGCAGAAAGAUCUAACAAUACUAACACGGUGAAUUCCCCGUUGUCUGCAGCCAUCAUGAUGUCACUGGAAACUUUAAGCAAAGCUGUUUCUGUUGAAUGCUUUUUACGAAAACCAGACUGGAAUUUGUCAAAACUGUUGUGUAGUUCCAGAAAAGUAGAUCUUCCACAACCUUUUCCAAUAUUUUGGAGAUAAAGGGUAAUUCAGAAAAGGGUUUGUAAUUUUUAGACUGAGAUGAGUCAAAACUUGUUUAAGGAUAGGUUAAAUAACUGCAUGUUUGAAAACAGAUGGUACAGAGCCAGAUUGUAGGGAUAAAUUAACAACAUCUACAAUGCAUGGGCCAAUUUGGUCAAACAUACUGAUUAACAAGGUAGUAGGAAUGAAAUCAGCAGGGCA
This is a messenger RNA of Nothobranchius furzeri (turquoise killifish), 6946 nucleotides long. Its product is annotated as leucine-rich repeat and fibronectin type III domain-containing protein 1-like protein. The record is from RefSeq and is a predicted model, not a curated record. Gene Ontology annotation, molecular function: protein binding. NCBI's taxonomy places the organism in Eukaryota, Metazoa, Chordata, Actinopteri, Cyprinodontiformes, Nothobranchiidae.